GUUUUGAUCGCCAUUGUUGUAGUAAUGGAGUUGGCAAUGGGUACCAAAGUUUACAAGGUGGGAGAAGAGGUUGGAUGGAACAAUUGUACAAAGGUCAACGAUUUUUACUCGCAAUGGUCCGCUUCCAAAUAUUUCCAAGUCGGCGAUGUUCUUGUGUUCAGGUUCAAUCCAAGCAACGAUAAUGUGUUCAGAGUGACUGCCGAAGAUUUCACGGCAUGCACUGCCCCAUCGCCGAUUGGCCUCCCCACCGACGGCAUAGAGGCCUUCACGCUGGACACCCCCGGCCCCGCCUACUUCAUCUGCAGCAUCCCCGGCCGCUGUCAGGCCGGCCAAAAGCUCCAAGUCUUCGUCCAUUCUAAUUUAGCUCCGGCCCCCUCGCCGUCCCAGCUGGCGGCUAAUCAGCCACAGCUUCCGCCGGCGCCAGCUCCAUCUCCGGUGAGUCUGCAGCAGCAGCAGCAGAGUCCUCCAUUGCCCCCGCCGUCCACUUCGCCCAUCCCGCCUCCCGGUCCGGCCCCGUCGAGUGAUCAUCAUCACAGCCCUGAGCAAUCUCCUUCGGAUGACAAGAAGAGCGGCUCAGCCUCUCUCUCUCUCAACGCAUGGGUGGCCGUGGCUGCGGCCUUAGCGCUCUCUUUGUUUAAUUUGGCCGGAACUACUAGCUAAGCUAGCUAGUACUUCCUCCGUUGCCUUUUAAUUGCAACAGUCAACAUUUCACGUUUGCCAACACACAAGUUUGAC
Molecule: messenger RNA, 735 nt
Organism: Cuscuta epithymum
Lineage: Eukaryota; Viridiplantae; Streptophyta; Magnoliopsida; Solanales; Convolvulaceae
Source: the annotation of a GenBank genome assembly